Cucurbita moschata (crookneck pumpkin) is the source of this 3047-nucleotide messenger RNA. Its product is annotated as putative U-box domain-containing protein 50. The transcript has 7 exons. Gene Ontology annotation, biological process: protein phosphorylation; protein ubiquitination. Gene Ontology annotation, molecular function: protein kinase activity; ATP binding; ubiquitin-protein transferase activity. Bases 386 to 2878 code for a protein of 830 amino acids. The record is from RefSeq and is a predicted model, not a curated record. Lineage: Eukaryota; Viridiplantae; Streptophyta; Magnoliopsida; Cucurbitales; Cucurbitaceae.
CUAAUGGGCCCCACCAAAAUGAAAAACAGUAUUUAAGAAAUAAGAAUGAAAAUACUUGGGCGUCCCCGUCAAGGGAGUAAAUAUAAAUGGAUGAAGACGACGGGGGGAAAAGUCUUCGCCGGAGCUUUGAAAAUCCGCCACAAACUUACGAGGAAAGGUUAAAAUCCAAAGGAUCUUGCUCUUCAACUUUCUACGAAGGUUUCACUCUUAAACCUCCAAAAGACCCCACCGGAAACUUUCCAUUUCCUUUUCCACCGGAAGCUCUGCAUUCAGCCUUCAUUCAACGCUUUAUUCAGUUCACCACGAGUUGAGGGAGCCAUUGGCAACUCGUUUGCAGAGACACAAUCGAAGCCCAACGGAUAAGCGCCUCGUUGAUAAUCAAUCAAUGACUGGUAAAGCAGACAAGGUCUACGUUGCUAUCGGAAAUGAUCUUCACGAUGGAUUCAAGACAUUGGGGUGGACUCUUGGGAAAUGGAAGACUCAACCGAUUUCAAUUGUGAUUCUUCACAUCGCCUACACCAAUUCCCAGGAAUAUGUCUACACUCCGUUCGGAAAGCUCCCUGCGAGUUCUGUAAGUGAAGAGAAAGUGAAAGUUCUGAGAAAAUAUGAGCAGGAAAAGAUCGAUAAGCUACUUUCUAAAUAUGUAGAUUUUUGUGGCAAGGUAAAAGCCGAAAUACUCAAGGUUGAGAAAUCUGAUGAACCUAUUCAUAGGUUCCUUGUUGACUUGAUUUCAGAAUUGGGAAUCACCAAUUUAGUCAUUGGUUUUACGUUUAUGAAAUCUUCAUCUUGGAAAUCAAAGAAUGCAAUUAGUGGAUCAUUUUACAUUUACAGAAACAAGGCCAAUUCUUGUGAGUUGUUUGUAAUAUGGGGAGGAAAACAGGUAUUUCUCAGAGAUGAAAGAAUCAUGGAAGAUGAUAAAGGUGUAAGGAUCUCUAAAAUCAGCAGCAAGCAUUCAUUCAAAGACUGGCUGGGAAAGAUGUUCAUGGAAGAUCCAAUCUAUUCCACAGAGAGGAUGUUGAGUCUCUCGUCUUCUUCACCAAGUAGUUCAAAUUCCUUGAGUUCUCGAAAUUAUUGGGACAAUAAUAUCCAUGAACUAGAGAACUACUACGAGGAAUUACUAUCGUUGAAUUUGCAGGAAGAAAAAGACUGCGAGCAGGAUCAAGAGGAUGUUCUUGAAACUUCAAGUUCAACCCAGUUCAAUAUUCUGGAUCAUCCUGAUUCAGAUAUGAAUACUGAGGAAAGCAUUGAGCAUCUAAGGACUAAAAUAGAGGAAGCUCGCAAGACCAUCCAGUUGAUGAAAGAUGAAGCAAAGGGUAGUGCUGAAAGGCAAGCUAAAGCAGAGUGGGCCAUUAAUCUGUGCAGUCAGCGGACCGAAGAGCUUGAAGCACAGAUAAAAGAAGAGGUUACAAUUAGGGAAGAGUUGCAGAAAGAAUUAGACCCUGCCAAAGAAUGCAUUCUUGAAAUAGUACGUGAUAUCGAGGAAAGCAAGAAUAGAUUAAGUUCACUUCUCGAACUGCAAGCUGAGCUAUCAAGGAAGCUCCAAAUUUCCACUGCAGGAAAAUCGCGUAUAGAAGCUCAAUUGGAGAAGACAGCGAAAACGAGGGAAGGGAUGGUGAGAGAAAUCGAGGAGCUGAGGAGACAGAGAGACAUUCUUAACCGGAGAAUUGAGUUCUGCAAAGAGAAAGAUGCCAUUGGAAUGGCUGAAAGGUCGACUGAAGUGACUUGCAGUACAAGAGUUUACACGGGUGAAGAGAUCAGAUUAGCCACCGAGGGCUUUUCAGAACAAAUGAGAUUGAGUUCCCAGGUGUACAGAGGACGUAUCAAUCAUAAUUCAAUUGCAAUCCAAAUGAUCGACUCAGGAAAUUGUCUGUCAGAAGAAGAUUUUCAAUCUAAGGUAGCAGAUGCCCUCUUUUCAACUGUCUUCAACUGUCAAAAACUAUGUUUUCAUCCAAACUGUGUUUAUUUGCAGGUGGAGCUUUUAAGCCAUAUCCGUCACCCUCAUCUGAUUGCCAUGAUGGGAUUCUGCUCCGAGCUCAAAUGUAUUGUCUUUGAUUACAUGCAUAAUGGUAGCUUAAGUGACAGACUACUUCCAACCAACAGAAGAUCCAGGAAAAUACGCCGCCCUCUCAUGUGGCAUGACAGAAUCCGUAUAGCAUCAGAGGUAUGCUCGGGCCUGAGCUUCCUUCACCAGGCUCAACCUCAGCCCAUUUCUCAUGGCAACCUCACCCUCUCCAAAAUUCUCCUGGACCAAAACCUUGUCGCCAAAGUCACUGGUUUUGGGCUUGCCGAAUUGGAUGAAGCUGGUGGCAUUGAGUUGGACAUCCGGGCUUUUGGGGCUCUGCUGCUACAUCUGGUAACUGGGAGGAAUUGGACAGGGCUGAUUGAGAAGGCACUGACGAUGGGAAAGGUUGGUAUUGUCCAGAUUUUAGACGAUGAGGCUGGACAGUGGCCGUUGGACUUGGUUGAUGGGCUAGUUGAUCUGGCUUUGAGAUGCGUAACCCCAAAUGGUUUAAAUUCAGAGCUUAACUUGGCGACAGCCAUGGAGGAGAUCGAUGAGAUCAAGGCGAAAGCAGAUGAUCUAGUGGGAAACGAAGGUGCAAAUGCAACUAAUGAGGAUGUAGAUGAUGUGCCAAGAAUCUUCAUCUGUCCCAUCUUGCAGGAAGUGAUGAAGAACCCACAUGUGGCAGCAGAUGGGUUCUCGUACGAGUUAGAGGCCAUAGAACAAUGGAUAAUUGCAGGACACGAUACAUCACCAAUGACCAACUUGAGGUUACAGCAUCCUUAUCUCACCCCUAAUCACACACUUCGCUCUCUCAUUCAAGACUGGCAAAAUGAGACCUCAAAUCUUUACACUUUAGAUUUAGCGACUGAUAGUUGAAUGUAUACUUGAAAAUAGACUGAUAGUUUGUCCCAUUUUCUUUCUUCUUUCGUUCUCGAUUCAAUCCUGUAAAACCCAGCGAAUGACUGUUCAUGUUAGGUUACAGAAAAUUGUCACAAAUUGCUUCGAUUAAACGAGUUAAUGGUAUCUAUUCCAUUCCCAAGUGAAA